UAAAAUUUGGUUUUAACCAUUUCUAUUUCUGCCACUAAUCUCUCUCUCUCCUCUGUGUCUUAUAAUUUUGUUACUCUGCGUUCUGAGUGAGGGUGACGAAAAAGCGACGUGCAUCCUCAAUUUUGCGAAAGCAGUUUCGGAGUCUUAAACAAAGGAAAACGUCUCCUCUCUUCGCCGACUGCUUUCCAAAAUUCUCUGGUUGCAUUUUUAGCUUUUGCACAAGGGUUCUUGUUCAUGUUAUUGACCCCUUCCUUACUCUUCAUCACAUUCAAUCUUUUCAAAAACUAGGUUUUUAUCAUUUGGGUUAUAGAGAAGUUGUUCUUCGGUGAAUUCAAUUUCAACCUCCCAAUUAGAAGAAUCAAGAAACAUGAACCGUAAUUUCGAGCUCGCAAAACAACCAUGUGGUCCGUGUUAUUUCAAUCUCUGAUCUGAAUUAGGGUUUUGAAUUCGAUUUUCUUUAGCUAGCAAUGUUGGCCGCCUCUUGACAUUGUUGGAAUUUGAAGAAUGAAACUGUUGAUGAGAAUACUACAGGUUAUGUAAUUAGUCCGUGCUUGUGAAUUUGAAAUCGGGGAGUCAUUGGAAAUGGCGCAUUCUUCGUCUAUGUCUCGUAGUUCGCUGGAGGAAAUGCUUGAAUCUCUCCGGCAGAGGGACGAGAACGAGAGGCCCAAGGACUUGCCGCCGGCAUUGCCUGCUCGGCCAACUUCCAAGGCUCGCCGUCCCUCUGCCAGGACCCAAUUGCCAAAGAAGUUGGAUCAUGUUCCUGCGGCAACGGCAGCGACAAACCACUCUUCCAAUUCCGUUGUUGGCAAAAAGCAACCAGAUGUUAAAGCAUUCAGAGGGAGUUUUGGGAGCAAGAAGGCAAAGGAAGUGCUGCUCGGGGAAUCGCCUUAUGAUUCGGCGGCUUCCUCCAAACCCAAUAAAAUUGAAAACAGGUUAGAGGAAACAGAUGGGUUGAACCUCCCAGCUGAGCCUUCAAGGGUUGAGGAAUCUGAGUGGGAUGACAUCAUUGGUUACUUUGUUGAGAAGAAACUUAGUGUAUGGUGCAUGCUCCCAGAUGGGCAGUGGGAAUCAGGACUUAUACAAUCAACUUCAGGGGAGAAAGCUUCUGUUUUGAUCUCAGAUGGAAGAGUUGUGGAAGUGUCUACACUCUUUCCUGCAAAUCCAAAUAUUCUUGAGGGUGUGGAUAAUCUUAUACAGCUGAGCUAUUUGAAUGAGCCAUCAGUUAUUCACAACCUUCAGUACAGAUAUUCUCAUGAUAAAAUUUAUAGUAAAGCAGGGCCUGUUUUAAUAGCAAUCAAUCCCUUCAAAGAUGUCCAACUUUAUGGAAAUGACUUUGUCACAGCUUACAGGCAGAAGCUUUUUGACAGCCCUCAUGUUUAUGCAGUAGCAGAUACUGCCUAUAAUAAAAUGAUGAGAGACAAAGUGAAUCAAUCCAUCAUUAUAAGUGGGGAAAGUGGAGCUGGUAAAACAGAGACAGCUAAAAUUGCAAUGCAGUACUUGGCUGAAGUUGGUGGUGGCAGUGGUGGGAUAGAGCACAAAAUCCUUCAGACAAACUUUAUACUAGAAGCAUUUGGGAAUGCAAAAACAUCCAGGAAUAAAAACUCUAGCCGAUUUGGUAAAUUAACUGAAAUUCAUUUCAGUGCAGCAGGGAAUAUAUGUAGUGCUAAAAUCCAGACCUCUAUGCUUGAAAAGUCAAGAGUGGUUCACUUGGCCCGCGGGGAGAGGUCAUACCAUAUUUUUUAUCAACUUUGUGCUGGUGCUCCUACUGUUCUCAAAGAUAGACUGAACCUAAAAAUGGCAAUUGAAUACAAUUAUCUCAGUCAGAGUGACUGCUUGGCAAUUAAUGAUGUUGAUGAUGCCUCGAAGUUUCAUAUGCUCAUGGAAGCUUUAAAUACUUUGGAAAUUCGUAAAGAAGAUCAAGAGCAAGCCUUUGAAAUGCUUGCUGCAGUGUUAUGGCUGGGAAACAUAACGUUUCAAGUUAUUGUCAAUGAGAAUCUUGUAGAGGUUGUGGCUGAUGAAGCUGUUACCACUGCUGCUAGCUUGAUGGGUUGCAGUGUGAACAACCUCAUGUUAGCAUUAUCUAUCCAUAAAAUACAAGCUGGGGAGGAUACUGUUGCCAUAACAUUGCAGCAGAUGAUUGAUAGACGAGAUUCUAUAGCAAGAUUCAUCUAUGCAAGCUUGUUUGACUGGCUUGUUGAAAAAAUCAAUAAAUCGCUUGAAAUUGACAAACAACAUGCUGGGAGGUCCAUUUUUAUCCUGGAUAUCCAUGGAUUUGAAUCAUUUCAGAAGAAUAGCUUUGAACAAGUUUGUAUAAACUAUGCAAAUGAGAGGUUGCAACAGCAUUUCAAUCGGCAUCUACUUAAACUUGAACAGGAGGAGUAUGAAAACGAUGGAAUUGAUUGGACAAAAGUAGAUUUUAAAGACAACUAUGAGUGCUUGAAUCUAUUUGAGAAGAGCCCUAUAGGGCUAAUAUCUUUAUUGGAUGAGGAAUCAAAUUUGCCCAAGGCCACUGAUAUGACCUUUGCCAAUAAGCUGAAGCAGUACUUGAACUCUAACGCUUGCUUUAAAGGUGAAAGAGGUGGAGCUUUCAGAAUUCGUCAUUACGCCGGAGAGGUUUUGUAUGACACAGGUGGCUUCUUGGAGAAGAACAGAGAUCCACUGCACUUAGAUACCAUCCAACUUCUGUCAUCGUGCAAUUGCCAACUCCCUCAGUUGUUUGUCUCCAAUAUUCACAACCAAUUCCAGAAGCAAAGUGUUGGCACAAAUUUCAAGGCUCAAUUGUUCAAAUUGAUGCAGCAGUUAGAGAACUCCAAACCCCACUUCAUUCAUUGCAUAAAACCAACUACUAAGCAGCUUCCUGGCAUGUAUGAGAAAGAUCUUGUCUUUGAGCAGCUCAGGUGUUGGGGAGUUCUAGAGGUUGUCAGAAUCUCUAGAUCUGGGUAUCCUAUUCGAAUGAAACAUCAAGAAUUUUCAAACAGGUAUGGUUUCCUACUUUCGGAGAAUAAUGGUUAUCGGGAUCCAUUAAGUAUAUCAGUUGCCGUUCUGCAGCGAUUUGAUGUUCCCCCUGAUAUGUACCAAGUUGGUUAUACAAAAUUAUAUAUUCGAACAGCGCAGAUUCGGGCACUGGAGAAUAUGAGAAAACAAGUUCUGCAAGGCACACUCAAUGUGCAGAAAUACUUUCGUGGUCAUCGGGAUCGUUCUCACUUCCAUGAACUCAAGAGAGCAGUAUUAACACUGCAAUCAUUUCUCCGUGGUGAAAAUGCUAGAAGGAACUAUGAUUCUUUGAUAAAGUUGAGACAGGAAACCAUUGAUGAGCAAGGGGCAGUUGUACAUUUACAAUCGGUUAUCCGUGGGUGGUUGGCUCGAAAGCAUUUUAGUUACCUGGUGAAAUUGAAAAAGUUACAUCAGAAUAACACAAAACAGAAGCCAGGCAGGAAGAUUUAUGGAGUGAAGGACUUGUCUCAAGAGCAUAUUCAGGCUCAGCCUCCAGUUUUUGCAGAGCUUCAAAACCGGGUUAUGGAGGCUGAAGCAACCCUGGGGCAAAAAGAAGAGGAAAAUGCAGCUUUGCGGGAGCAACUUCAACAAGUUGAAGCAAGGUGGUCAGAAUAUGAAGCAAAGAUGAAAUCGAUGGAGGAGAUGUGGCAAAAGCAGAUGGCAUCUUUGCAAACUAGUCUGGAUGCAGCCACGAAGAGUCUUGUCGCUGACAACACCACAUGUCAACCUCGAAGGCUAGAUGGUUCGCCAUCACCCUACUAUGAUUCUGAGGAUACCGUGUCCAUGGGUGUUCAAACUCCUGGUGGAACCACACCCCUCAAAUUCUCUAACAUGGCUAGCGAUGUUGGAGCAGGACGAGAGACUAAUGGUGGGGUGAAUGCUGUCAAUAGUUUGACAAAGGAGUUUGAGCAGAAGAAACAGAAUUUUGAGGACGACGCCAAAGCCAUUGUUGAGGUAAAAUCAGGACAAUCACCUUCCACGAAUCCUGAUGAAGAACUCCGGAAUCUAAAAAUAAAAUUCAAUACGUGGAAAAAAGAGUACAAAGUUCGGUUACGGGAGACAAGGUCAAAACUUCACAAGUCUGGGCAUUCAGAAGCAGAAAAAAGUCGCCGUAAAUGGUGGGGAUUCUAGUUUUGGAUUAUUCAAUAUCUACUUUAGGGGUGUAGUGAAAGAUAACUACAAUAAUUUCUGGAAAAAGAAAAUGCUAUCGAAAUCCUGCAACUUGCAAUCUCCUGAAGCAGUUUUGUUCCCUGUAAAAAACCUCCCGUAUGAUACUGUAGCAUGAGACUUGUGGAGAACGGAGAGGAGUCUUAUUUGUAUAAAUACCGAUUUUUUUAACUUGGUGGAAGGAUUGACAAGCUUGUUCAUUGCCAGAUUGGAACUGUUAAAACUCCUUCCACUUGGGUCUUUUCUCCUCAGAAUAGUUUGUGUGAAUAUGUUGUUGUCGAUGUAUUGUGAAUCUGUUGUAUUUUAGUCGCUAGUGCUGAGAAUCUGGAAGAGAAAUGUUUGUAUCGUCUCUCCUUGUGUAUGAUAGGUUAUAUUUUGUAAUUCUAUAGUUUAUACACAUGUUGUAAAUUUCGACGUUCUUUGGCAAAAUGAGCAUUAUAUGUUUUUUCACUUCCAAA
Cornus florida is the source of this 4619-nucleotide messenger RNA. Its product is annotated as myosin-2-like. The coding region runs from base 583 to 4125 and encodes 1180 amino acids. The transcript has 24 exons. NCBI's taxonomy places the organism in Eukaryota, Viridiplantae, Streptophyta, Magnoliopsida, Cornales, Cornaceae. Gene Ontology annotation, biological process: vesicle transport along actin filament; actin filament organization. Gene Ontology annotation, cellular component: vesicle; actin cytoskeleton; cytoplasm. The record is from RefSeq and is a predicted model, not a curated record. Gene Ontology annotation, molecular function: ATP binding; actin filament binding; microfilament motor activity.